AACGGCGGUUUGGGUCUUCGAGAGCGAAAUGGUGGCUGAGGGCUGCCGGGCAAUGUGGUGGUUGUAUAGCAGCUUUUGAUCGACGCUCUUGGACUGGCUGUGGGUUCGAGGUGUGAUCAACUGCAAUUGAGAUGUUCCAUUGUAAUUACUGUGAUUUGGGGACGGCGUGCAUUGAUGAGCUAGAUAUUCACAUUCUAGAGACACAUACUGACUUUCAGUCUACUGACUGUCCUCCUGACAAAUUAUCCAAUCAGAUUUUUCCAGUUUCGACAUGCUCCGAUUUACAAUCCAAUCAGCCUGACAUGCAGAUAUCUGUCAAUCCUGGACAAGGCUCGAGAGUUGGGAACAAGAGUGACUUGAAUGAGGAUUUGAUCCACAGCAGUCAUGUUAUUCUGUCAGUUGACCAUUUCCAAAUGAGUGGUGAGUAUCCUUAUGGAUGCAAAGCUUUCAAGGAAUAUAUGAAUCCCUCUUGUGAGACAGUUGGGAAAUUAGGAACACUAGAAGAUUCAAACAAACAAGUUGCUCAUUCCAACACAAAUGGAACAUUUGCCAUUGAGCAGGUGACGGAUGUGUAUAGUAUUGCAUGUGACAAUGAAUGCAAUAAACCCAACAUUUUCAACAAGGAGUCAGAAUUAGAUCAGUGUCUGCUGAAGGACACUACUUUGCCCUUCAAAACUGCUGAGGAACCGGAAAUGACAAACCUGGGUCACACACAACUUCAUGAAACUACGUUGGGAGUAACUAAGGAAACGGAUCUGCGUGAAAGUUUGUUGUUUUUACCUCUGGAUGGAGGAUGGAAUAUGCUGCCAAAACAGACUAAUCCUGAUAAACCAAACAAAGAUGGGACGGAAAUGGAAGUAGAUGGAAAAUUAGUUGCAGAGACUGGUAAAAUGUCCUGUUUGUGGUGUGAAUGCGACACAUUCAACAAACAAUGCUUUGAAGGUCAUACAAAAGAACAACAUAGUUACUUUGGAAGUGACGAAGAGACUCCAAUCUCCACAAUGGAGCUAGAGUACUUAGGAUGUAAAGAACAGGACUUCAAUUCUCAAGUUGAUUCAAUGAAUUAUGCUUCUCGGAAUGCAGAGACAAUAGUGAGAGAGAGUGAACUGUGUAGAACUGAAUGUGAAAACCGUCUCUCAAAAAGCAAUUCAGAUAACAUCUCAAUAACUGGUGGUCGCAAACCUUCCAAGAAUAUGCGACAGAAAUCUGUAACACAUCCUACUUUUCGGCAAAAUGUCAGAAGAAUAUUAAAACUUAAAAACAGCCAAACUGUAUUCUACGUGAAACGACUAUGUUUGUUUCAUUGUGUUAUUUGUCGAUUUCAUACUUUGUACCGUCGUUGUGUCUUGCGCCAUGUGAGAAGAAUGCAUCAUAACCACAUUAGAAGUCCUAAACUGAAAGGCUGUGUUAGGUUUUCCAAUGGUUUAAGUACACUGAAACUUUGUAAAAAGGAUUGCACUUUAAAAAAGUUAACUUUGAAAAGGGGUCCACUGCCCUUGGAAAGAAAGUGUUCCCGAGUACUCAAACCAGAUAGGAGUGUAAGAAGUGAAAAUGUAAAUUUGAUGCCUUUUGUUGCAAAUCCAUCAGUUUGCCCUAGUAAAUCAGAUAUUACUGAAUCUAAAAAUUGCUUAAGAAAGCAACAUAUUAAUCCACGUCAUGAAGCAUCAUUGGUCCAACAGAUUAAUGAUCAAAUUCAAUUUUCAGUACCUUAUCUUCUGGCUAAUGAUUCAGAUGUUAAAACAAGUUCAGAAAUACCUAAAGAUCCUCCAGGAGCUACUUCACAUUUUUCACCGUUAAUGACUUCUUUUGAGAAGAUAACCUAUGGUGAUCUGAAUAUUAAAACUCUGCCACCUUCUAGUAAAUGCCUGGCAUUGGAAGCCAUAGUGGAAAACCUGAAAAGUCGUGUGGCAUCACCAAUCAAAUGCAGGCCAACAGUUGCAUUGCUCAAUGAUCGAAUAGCAAAGCCCAGACGGAGCAUUCCAUUUUGUCGAACAACAGAGGAGCAGCAGGCUAAGUGGGUGAUGGAGGCAUAUAGUUUCUUAAAGCAACAGAAGAUUGAAAGAGCUGCUGAGUUUUCCUCCUGUGAUGAUGAUGAUUGUCUCCUUGAUGCAAUGGCUGAAAUUGAAGUUGUGCUAUCUGAUACAGAUGAUGAUAACAGUAACUAUUCACAAGUUUGUCGAAAUUAUGGAACUUCAAAUGUAAACUUUGCAAAAGCAACAGAAGACAAAAGAGAAAUUCUCAGUCUUGCGUCAAGUGCAAAAAUGGAACCAGGAAAUGUUUGUACUCGGUUGAACAAAUGUGACAUCUGUCCUUUUUCAAGUUCUAAUAUUAUGUCAGUUCUGUCACACUAUCAUAGACAACACCCUGAAGAAAACAUACCUUACCACAGGAUCCAGAAAUAUAGCUGUAAGAUGACCGUGCAGACGGGAUUAGAUUUACCUUUGCCCAAGCACAGUUUAUUUUGGUUUGAUUCUAAAUCUGCUGAUUCGGUUAUCCCUUGCUUUACUGGAUCUUCAGCAUUGUGUUUCUGUGAACAUUGUUCAUUCAGUGGAGACUGGGUUUCUUUAUUUGAGCAUUACCAAAAAUCUCAUACAUCUACAAACAUAACUAAAUAUGGGGGACAGAAAGAGUCAGAGAGAAAAAAUGUCAGCAAUUUACAGGUUAGGGCUCCAUUAGCUUCCACUUCUAGCAGUGAGCCACAGGUGGUGUUUCAGUGCCAGCUCUGUAAUUUUACCUGCUCAUCAAGACGAGUCAUUUGUCGACACUAUUGCAUCAGGCAGAGUGUUACUUGUGCUCAAGUUGAAGACUUUGAUAUUCUUUACAAAUGUGCCUUGUGUGUGUAUACUCAUUUAACUCAGGAAGGCCUCAUUAAUCAUUAUCUCGUAUACCAUGAUAUUGAACCUCAAUUUAGCUCUCGUGGAAUCAAGACAGGCCAGAAUGAACUUGUCUCAUUCGUAUCCAGUGAUGAGGAUCUGAAGGCUGGUAUGGAAAAACAGAUAUGUAUGCUAUGUUCAUUUAAGGCUAUUACUCAAAAAGAACUUUUGUUCCAUUAUAAAUUACGACAUCCAAGAUUUUAUUCCCAAAAUAGGUGCACUAUUGAAUGUAAAAAUCAUGCCAAUUUGCAUAUAACAAACCUAGAUCCACAAUUUUGUGAAGCAAAACAUUUCAAGAAUGGAAGUGAAUGUGUAAAGACUAUGUUGGAGUGGGGAAUGAGUGUGGUCAAUACCAAGGAGCCUUCAGCCUUUGGUGAUGGCAGUGAACUUGAAUUGAUCAACUGUAAAAGAGAUCGAGACUUAAUAAUGGCAGUGCCUGCCAGAGAACACCCGAGAAAUCAAAACAACAGCCCAAUCCAUUAUGGGCAGAAGGUCACCAUGGCUGCAAACUCAUUAGAUGUAACAAGAUUGCCAUCUAAACAAUUUCCACUGAACAGACCUGGAAGUCGGAGCUUAGAAUACGACCUAAUGCCAGGAAAGCAAAAUGUUGACAGCAGUGACAUUUUUUGUGAAUUUGGUGAUCCUGUGAAUAAAAUCACAGUCCAGGAAUCUAUAUUUGGUGCUGAAGAUGACUGGCAACAACGAGACCUGGUAUGA
Molecule: messenger RNA, 3590 nt
Organism: Rhincodon typus (whale shark)
Lineage: Eukaryota; Metazoa; Chordata; Chondrichthyes; Orectolobiformes; Rhincodontidae
Exons: 3
Coding region: 132-3590 (1152 amino acids)
Source: RefSeq, a predicted model, not a curated record